This is a messenger RNA of Chironomus riparius, 2065 nucleotides long. The record is from the annotation of a GenBank genome assembly. Lineage: Eukaryota; Metazoa; Arthropoda; Insecta; Diptera; Chironomidae.
UUAAUGGAAAAUAAUAUCUCUCUCUCUCUUACUCUCAACUACUAAAAAAUAAAUAUAUUUUUCAACAAAAGUGAAUUAAAUUUUAUAUGAAGAAAAAGAAAAAUUUGAUUCUAAUUUUUGAAGUAAUGCUAUGAAAUAAGAUACUUAAAAUAAACUCAAUAUGGCCAGCGAUUCGCAAAUUGUUUUAGCAGCAUCAAGAUUUGAGGAAACAGCCAUGCAUUUAAGAGACUUUUCAAAAGUUGAAAUGCCGAUGGUAGCGAAAAUAACAAAAGGACAGCACUCAGGUGUUCUUGGUGUUCCAUCAUUAUCGAGUCCAAACCUUUGUAAUACAGCACUCUUCCUAAAUGCCGGCAAGAAUUUUCAAAUUGUAGCGCAGCCAAUAAAAAUGAAAGAAGGAAAAAAGUCAUCGAGUGUGGGUUCAAAGAUCAUUCUAAUUCCUGACUCAUACAAUGGAUUUUUCGAGUUACUUAGCGAAGAAGGUCGAUCAACAAAGCCAUUUGAGAGUGUUCUUGAGCUUUCGCGACGUCGCAAUAUACACGAGAAAGUAAUUGUACGCGAAACUUUCGUAAUCAGAUUGAACAAUACAAAUAAAACUUUAAAUGCUGGUGAAAUUUUAACUCCAAUAAGCGAUGAUGGAAAAUUUUUGCAAUGUAGAACGAGUAAAAAUCAAUUGAUUUCGUUGCCUCUCGAUUGCAAAGCAAAAUUUUCUCCGUUAGCUAAAGAAAAAGAGGAUAGUAUAAGUGGCGUACAUACGGUAAAAAAUUUAUUGAAGAAGCGAAUGCCACUAAUUGUACGAUUGAUACAUGGAAUGCCCCCAAAAGGUUUAAAAUCGUCAUUUGUGCCAGAAUUUAGAUUAUUAGGUUUCAUAGAAGUCGAAAAUAAUAUUUUUGCUCUUCCACUACAAAAAGAUAUAGAAUUGAUCUCAAUUCCACUCAAUACGAAGUUAAAGAUGCAAUGUGUUAAGAAUAUAGCGCAAUUGGAGAACUUUACGGAAUUUAAAAGACUUGUCGAGAGAAGCAUGCGACAUUUACAGGAUGUUAAGAGUCGUCUGCAGGUGAUCGAUUUGAAAUUAUACGAUAAAGAUGGAAAUAAUAAGAAAGAGUCUGUUCUAAUAACUGAAAGUCUUCUUGCUAAUGGAUAUGUUCUCAAGAAAUCAACAAAUCUAGAAGUAAUAGCGGAAACAAAGAGUAUACAACCAAGUCAUGUUACAGCAUACGAAUAUGAUGAAAUCGAUCAAAUAUAUGAUUACGUGCGUGGUUUAACAUCAUUGCCAAAAAAUUUAAAUAACUUUGAGUCAUUGUCUGAAGCAUCACCGAAACUGCCACAUUCGCCACAAAAGUCUAAUAAUGAGUUACGUCAAUCGAGCAGUAGUAGUAAAGUAGCCUCUUCUCACAAACGAGAAAAUCAUCAUAUAUUUAAUUCUGAUAGUUGGAUUAAGCAUGAUCUAUUCGAAAAGCCAAUACCGCCGUCAUUAAAAACAAUUCCAUCAAAAAAGCAACUUACACAAAAGCGACCAACACUCAUAUUUUCACGUUCUAGUAAUUCACAUGGUGCAAAAAUCUCAUCGCCACAAAAAGAGUCAAAUGAUUUGAGCCCACAAAGUCCACUGUUUCACAUUAGAUAUAAAGGAAUUGGUAGCCUUAGUAACUUGCAAACCACAUCUGACGUAGUUGUUAACUCACCUAGUCAGCAGCGUGCACCAUCAUCGAAACCACAACAUGUCAUACAUAAUACAUAUUCAUUUAAAAACUUUAAUUCUCAUGAUAAAAAUUAUGAGUUGAAGAAAAGUUCAAGUACAGGAACGACAAAUUUAAAGAAAUAUGAUACGCUCGACUCAUCGACAUCAUCCAAUUCGAAAGUCCAUGAGAGAAGUCGAAGUGUAAACUUAGGAAUAUUUGAUGUUAUGUGGCAUAAGAAGUCACAUAAAAACAAGAAUAAGUACUAUGAUCGUACACUGUAUUUAUAAUAAUCAUGCUCAUGUCUGAUGAUGAUGAUGUCGAUGAUAGAAUAUUUCUUUAAAAUUGAAUUUCAUUAGUAAUUAAUAAUAUUAAAUGAAGAAAAAAAA